AUCCAAAUGAGAGAGACUGGGCAUGCCUGCCAGAACCCUGGAGGUUAAAGCUCUCCCCCAUUUACAAAGGCAAUGCAUCGUCUCCUUGAGCAAAGUAUGUUCUCUCCAGUAUUAAUAGACUUACUGAGAUGCGUCAAAAACCCCGGCAGAGACACUGAGCAGCACAGCCUGCCUGCCACAGAAAGAUUUACAAUCUCUCUGGCGUAUCAGUGGAGAACAGGACAGUGUGUGUGCACGCACACAGACAAAGAAGGAGGAAGGUGAGUCCAACCCCCAGCAGCAGGGCCAUCCUUCUGCUGCUGGAUUUUUCCAGCCAAAGCAUCUUACCGUCUCUCUGCUGCAAUUUAUGGAAAUUGAUUUCUGACGUGGGGCUUUUUCUGCUACAGCAGGGACCCACCGGGUGGAGGAGGCAGAACUGCAGUCAGGGCAGGAGAAGGGAGGGAGGAAAGGAGCUGGGCACAGGGGGAAAGCCAGAGAGAGAGAGAAGGGUGCGUAGGUACUACAGCGAUGGGGCAGUUAUAACUGAGACAGAUGAGAGAAGGAGCAAGGGAGAGCAGAGAUCCCGAGUGAGUCAUAGGAGGGCAGACAAGCACAGAGAGGGAGCCCAGAGAGCGCUCUGCCAUCCCAAGACAGACCUGCCCAGCUGGACUCUUAACCAUGAGCACGAGGGAGACUUGUGCUCAGGAAGUGGGGCCAGAGGAUGGGGAGAAAAAGCAGAGCAAAGACACUCAGGAUCCGGACAGAAGGCCGCACGAGGUGGAGCUGCAGGAUAAAGCCAUCCUGCAACAGAAGAGGCGCCUGAAACAGGCCACCCAGUUUGUGCACAAGGAUUCUGCUGACCUGCUGCCCCUGGAUGGCUUAAAGAGGCUGGGCACCUCCAAGGAUCUGCAGCCCCACAGUGUGGUACAACGGCGCCUCCUGGAGGGGAAUCUGAACAAGCUGCGGGGGGAGAGCAGGGAAUAUACCACAUGGGUUCAAUCCCCACUGGUGAAGGACAAGGAUGACAGGGCAGAAAAGAAAGAGAACGACAGAAGGAAAGAGACUGUGUCCCUGCUCGUACACUGCAAGUGCCAAGGUCAGGUAUUGAGAGCUGCUGUUAACACUGGCUGCCAGCAAAACCUCAUUUCCAUGAGCUGUCUGAAACGGCUGGGGCUGGAGGAAGUGUCCGAUGCUGGCAAUGGGGAUCUCUCCCUUCCUGUCCCUAGUGUCGUUGGCCAGGUGGAGUGUGUGGAGGUGCAGCUUGGCCAGGAGACAGUGGCGUGCUCAGCGCUGGUCGUGGAUGAUGACAUGGUGGAGUUCUGUCUCGGCCUCCAGACUCUGCUGUCUCUCAAGUGCUGCAUCGACUUGGAGGAAGGAGUCCUGAGGCUGAAAGCCCUGAGUGAAGAGCUGCCUUUCUUACAUGCCUCUGAUGAGCAUGGGCAGUGAUGGGCCGGCUCCCCACGUCCACAGGGAGGAGACUCUGUGGCUUACCAGGGAAACCAGCAGCUGGGGCUGACACACCUGGACCUUGCUGAGUCCUGCGCUGAGGCGUCCAUGGGGGAGUGAGGAGGUAAACGGGAGCCAGGUGCUGUCCCGCUGUUGUUGAUGCAAGCUGGCCUCUUGUAUGGAGAGUUCUUCCUCCCUGCAAUGAACCCUCCUGCUUGUCCCCAUGUGCUGAGUGGAUAUUUGUUCUCAUUUCUCUCUGUGUCCCCGUUCUCUCGCUGGUUUCUGCUUCUGCCCUUUUAGUGACUUCUUUUUACACUGCCAUGUAUUGAUAACAUAGGUAGUGUCACUGCGAGCAGUCUCCAGGGGUUCCGCCUGCAGAGAGAUGAUGGCUUCCUCUAAAGCCUCUGAAGAUUGUUUUAAAAGUUUCCCUUCCCUUUUGGCCGCAGAUCUCCCCGGAUAGGAGGGGCCUCUCUUUCCCCUGCUGAAUGGGAAGGGCCCUGUGGCCAAUCCUCCCUGUCCUCUGGAGAGCUGGAUUUCAUUAUCCUGCACUGGCUCCGAGCAGAUUGGAAGGAUUUUACUGGAAGCAGCUUAAAUUGCAGUCACUGCAUUUUGAGAGUUUUCAUUCAAAGCAGGAAGACUUCUAGGAAAUGCUGAGCUGAAACGCUCUGGCAGCAUUUGAGCAUACAUAGGCGCCAGGCCUGGCCAGGCCAGCCUUAGCUACUAGACUCCGUAUUGUAUGAGCUCAAGUGCUAGUUUCUCCCCGUUAACUGUAGUAACUGGGCUGACACCCCCACCAGCCAUGAGCUCCAGUCACCAGAUUUACACACCCAUCAACUCUGCUUCUUCACUCUGAGCUCCAGGGAUUCAACUUAGAUACCACAUGAACUCCAGGCCUACACCUGCCAUCAACUCUCCUCCUCCAGCCUGGACCCUGGCGAUUUGACACAGAGACACCAUCAACUUCAACCACUGGACUUCCACACCCCAUUGACUCUACAUCUCCUGUAUGAAAGCAAAGAACCUGACUCAUUCCCAGUAUCAGCUCAGGUCACAGAGUUACGAACUCAUCUGGGAUAGACAGGACCUUUGGUGGGUCACUUAGUCAUUUCUUCUCCAUACAUGUGGGCCUGAUUUCAUUACCCUAAAAGCAUCGCUGAUAGAUGAGUAUGUAGUCUCAAGGGACAGACACACCGCCACCAUUCUGGGCAGCUCACACCAUUCCCAAAUGGAUGUAUUGGUUAAUUUUUGUUUCUAAUCUUUAACUAAAAUUUUCUCUUCUACAAUUUGUGCCCAGUUACAUCUUGUCUCCUCAGCGACUAAUGAGAAUAAUUGAUGCCAGCCCUCUUCAUAACAUCCCUUCAUCCACUUGAAGAUGGUUCUGACGUCCCCUCUCUGCCAUCUUUUCCCUGGACCUAAUUGGGUCUCUUUGUGGGUCUCACUUGUCAAACAUUUUAUUAUUUCUCCUGUGCUCAUUUGAGGGCUCCAAUUUAUUUAUCUGUCUUUUUUUUGGUAAAAGGGUUGCCCUAAACUGGAUGCAGGACUCUGAGGCUUAACCAGUGCUAAGAAGAGUGGAAUAAUUACCCUGCUAAUUUUACAUAUAAUACUCCUGUCAAUGCGACUCAGAAUGGCUUGUGCUCCUCUUAAUGGCAGUGUUGUACUGUUGACUCUUAUUCAGUUCAUCACCCAUUAUAUCCUGCUCUCUUUUUUCUGUGGCAUGGCUGCCUAGUUCAUUGUUUUACAAUUGUGCAUCUGAUGAUUCCUUCCUAUGUGAAGCACUUUACAUGUCUUUCCUGAGUAAUACCAAUGAUUUAAAGGCCUUGUCUCAUAUGUGUCAUGAUUGUCCUGUAUUAUGAUCCUAUCCCUCUGCAGUCCCUCCUGGAUCUGUAUUGUUUGUGCAUCUGAAUCUUUAAUGACAAUACUGACUGGUAUUGGAACCUCCUUCAAAUUUGACAUUGACUCUUGAAUGAAUACAAUUUGUUAAAUGUGUUAUUCAUUUUUAAAUCCCAUUCUGUAACAACUCAUCUAGUCCACAACUCUCAAGUUUCACUCAGAGGAUGGCUUGUGGAAAUGUAUCAAAUAAGCUGUUGAAAUCAAUAGCUAUUAUGUCCACUGCAUUUCCUUUAUCCAUUAAGUUUAUUUCAUGAAACUAACAAAACCUAAGAGCCCUCUCUAGCUCAGACUGAAGUCAAUGGGAAGCUUUGCACUGAUUUUAAUGGCAGUAGGAUUGGGUCCCAUGGUAAAUUGGCAUGAUUUUUCUUUGACAAAUUUACUUUGCCUAUUAUUUAUUACUUAUUUUUGUGGAGGUGUUCAGUAGUUGGCUGCUCUGUUAGCUGUUUGAGCAAUAUGCCAAGUAUUUUUAUAAAUUUACUCAUCUGUAAGUCCUGGGAAUCCCCCUCCUUUGCUCUCCUUCAAAGCAUCCUUUGCUCCUUCUCUGCCCUUCCACUGACUUCACAUUUCUUCAGUUCUGAUACUUCUGCUAAUUCCGAUUGCUCAGUGGGGUGAAUUUCACCAGGCCCUAUGGCUGUGAAUACAUUUAGGUUAUCUUGCUAUUCUGUAAUCCCUUCCUCUCCAUAAUGAACCAUUUCAGCUGCUGCCUUUGGCUUGUUUGUUCUCCCCCACAUUGGUAAGUAGCAGACCUGCCCUUUUCUGCCAUCUUCUUGCUUCCCACAUAAAUAUUAUAAUGAUGGUUUCUUGUUUCCUUUGCUAGUAUUCCCUGAUUUUGUGCCUUUGCCUUUCUGGCCUCUCCUCUCCUCCUCCCUUAGGAAUCAUACAUGUUCACGUGCUUGCAUGCGGUCUCCAUGCCAAUUGUGUUGAGGGUGUUUCUGCUUGAUUCCUACAUCAGUGCGUGGGGGACUCUAAUCCCCAAUUUGUAAUCAGCAUCAUGGCAGCAGACAUGCUUUUCCGCUCUCCUCCCUACUGUGUCAGGCAAAUGUCUGGUACUUCCUCUAGGUCACUCAGUACUGUGCCCUCUGGCAUUUACCUUCUCCCUGAACAUUGUGGACCUUUCUGUAGAUAACUACUGCAGCAUUUCCCCCCAGCACUGUCUAGAUUGCCAAACCCUGACCCAGCCCCAACUCAGAAAGGGCAGCAGCAAUACAAGCAGAGAGAGCUGCAGGCCUGAAUGCAAUGGGUUGGGAUCCCUUCUGCCCCUUCCUUUGCUCCCCCACUUCAUUGGGAACCGAAUCAUGGUGUGACCCGAGCUCUCAAUGCCUCCUUUCCUUUCCAUCAGAAAUGGAACCUCUGCCCUUCUCCCCUGCUGGGCUCCGCCCUCCCAUGACAGCAUCAAACGAGGCAGCGUUGCCAACUUUCACCAUUUCACCAUAAGGUUUGGUGUUCUUCUUCAAGCCCCAGCUCCUGGAGUCAUUUGAUUACAUGAGAACCUCAGCUUGAUUUUUUUUUUAAAAAGUCAGUUUCAUGGUGCAGUAACUCAAAAACUAAAGUUUCAAAAACCAGGUGACAAAUAAAAAGAAGUCCAAAGAGAUUCCUGGUCAAAUCUUAUGCUUUUCAAGCCAAUCCCACGAUUUUCCGGGGCCUGACGCAUGAUGUUGGAGUGCUUAGGGUUGGCAACGCUGAUGAUGGCUUAAUACUAGUUUAACUCUGGAAAAGGCUCACGUGCAUUCACAAAUGUUUUUUUCUCCUCAAGCCAUUGCCAGUGCUUAGUCAUCCCUGUUUUCCUGAGAGGCACCAAAGACUAAAGGCCUCUUCCACUGGACAGGAAAACCAAUCAAGAAUUAAUAUUUGAAGCAGGAUUUUACUAUGAACUAUAAAUACAUUAAGGGGGUCACUACCAGGGAGGGUGAAGCGCUAUUUAAGCUAAAGGACAAUGCUAGCACAAGAACAAAUGGCUAUAAACUGGCCAUGAACAAAUUCAGGCUGGAAAUGAGAAGAAGGUUUCUACCCAUCAGAGGGGUGAGGUUCUGGAACAGCCUCCCAAUUGGAGUUGUGUGGGGGUGGGGGGGACAAAUGCAUUAGUUUCAAGAGAGAGCAAGAUGAAUUUAUGAGUGCGAUUGUAUGGUGGGGGUGCUUGUUUUGGGGCGGUGGGCACAGCUAAGCAGCCCUGCAGCUCACUUCUGGUUUAUGUCCUGUAUUCCUAAAGCGCAUGCUUCAGGGCUUCAGCCGACCACCUAAAGGGGUCAGGAAGCAAUCUUUUCCCCCCAGUGUAUUCUGGGAGGUUUUUUAUCUCUUUCCUCUGAAACAUGAGGGAUGGCUAUGGCUGGAGAUGGGACACUUGGCAGGGUGGGCCAGGGGCUCUGAAGUGGCACCGAGCAUUCUCUCUCUCAGGGGCUUGGCUGGCUGGGUCUUGCUCACAUGCUCAGGGUCUAACCGAUCCCCCCAGGUCAGAUUGGCAGGUAGUUUAUGGGACAGGGGGAUUUGCCUUCCUCUGCAAUGUGUGGGUGCAGGUUGCUUGCCAAGAUUAUCUGGGUAUAUCUCACUUAUUUCCCUGCCAUUGCAGGAGGCUUGGGCACUGGUGCACUUGGUCCCUUCUUUUCUCUGCCUCUGGCACAUUAUAGUCUAGUCUCCUGUGGGCUGUAAUAUUUUGGUCUCAUUUCAUUUGGUGAGUUUAGUGUGUGGGUGCUGGUGGUCUGUGAGGUACAGCAAGUCAGACUAGACUUGGGAGGCAGUCAAUUAUUUUUUGUCAAGGUCCAAAUUUCUUGGUCAAAAUAUAGUCAAGAUCCAGAGAAAAUAAUAAUAAUAAAUAAUAAUAAAAAGAUUUUGGGGUCUGUUCAAAAGCACCUGGCAGUCUGGAUUUGGCCCACGGUCCACCUAUUGACUAAGUGAUCUAGUGGUCUCUUCUGGCCUUAAACUCUAUGAUUACCUGGCCAGAGCAUUGGCCAUCUAGUAUGGUCUCCUGCCUCCAACACGGGCCCCGAAAUAAUGCUUCAGAAUAAGGCACGACAUCCCCCUAACUGCACACAAUUGUGCACCGGGGGAGCGUCUUUCCUGACCUCCAUUAGUGAUCAGAUCAUGCCCUGAAGUACGGGGUCUAAACGGAGAAAAGUCAGUGUCACUGCAGAUGCGACUCUUACACACAGAAAUGUAUCAUUCUGAAUGGGAACCAAAAUCUGUUCCUAGAAAGUGCUUUCAUGCACCCAGCUUAAACGCUGCUCAUCACGGUCCUGGGUUGUGCCCCACAGGGCUCUGAAAGUAUUGGAAAUCAAGCCAGCCACCGAUCCCAGCCAGCACUCAGAAGGCUACAGCAUCUCUAAAUGCCAGACAUUUGGUUACGCACACGUGUACCACGGGGGUGCUGUUUAACCCCUGUUGCUCAAGGAGCUAGUGGGCUCUCAGUUGCUGGCACAGACUUGCAGCCUCGAUGGUGUUCAGCUGGGAAGCAUCUAGAAGUAUUAAAGGUCAAUUGGGCUCUGAAAAUUGUUAAAAGCAGCGUCACGGGCAUCCAUGUUUAUCGUCUCUCAGGAACAAAAUAUCUUUUUGUUUGUAAACUGAGCACCAUGAACUGGGGUCGGUAAGGUCCAGAUCCUAACUUCUGUUGAUUUCAGUGUAAGUUAGGAGCCUAUAUUCCUUCAGGGAUCUGGGCCAGCCCUGCAAACUGCCCUGGGAUCUAAGUCAAGCUCGGCUCGUUCUUUCUCCUCUGUCAUCACCUGUGGUAAAGAUUCUGCCCUCGGUGACACAGUGGAGUCCUAGUGCCACCAGUGGAUUUGCACAGAUGUCACUGAUCAUAACUUAGCAAGGCAGGAAUAGAAUCCCACUCCCUCUCUCAGCUAUGUAGACUCUGCAGGGCGAACAGGGGCCAAAAAGUGGUCCGAGCAGCAACCAUGACUUGAAUGUACCCUGGGAAAAAGGGGCCAUGGUCAGUCACUUUUCAUCGUAGAGCCCCACUUUAGUGGAAGUUAUGGCAGUUAGACUCGUGUGGGGCUGCCACCAUCAAUUGCUGGGUUGGGACAUGAAGAGAGGGAGAAGGUGUCACUUGGCACAAAGGCAAUAUAAGACUGCCCUGGUUCUCUCAGCAGGAGACAAUGCUCCUGUUUUGUACAAGGGGUUCUUAUCCUUGCCUAUCCUCCUGUGCCUGUAAUGGGAACAGGGGAAAGAAGGGAGUAAACAGGAGCGUCCACUGGCUUUGAGUGCUAGGAACAAUCUAGAGUUGGUUGAAAAAAUGGAAAAACAAUUUCACCCUCCAAAAUUUUUUGAUAUUUUUGUUCUUCAAUUUUUAAGUUUUUCCUUCCCCCUGCAUAUCUCUUACUCCCCCCCCCCCCUUUUUGGGGAGGGGAUUGAUUUUUGAAAAUGACUGAAAAGACAAGGAGAGAGGGUAAAAGGGAAAAAAUGAUAAAAACAUCAAAAGAAAUGGAAAACAGAUAGAUAAACUGUGAAAUGGACAAUUUUGCCUGAAAAUUUUAGAUUGGGGCCAUUUUUGGAUGAAAACUCUUUUUGCUUAGAAGUAGACCACCAGCUUUACAGCACCGUGUUUGUAAAUGAGGCCCUCCCUGUCUUUUGGACAAUGCAGUCCUCCGCAGCAGGUGCUCAAGUGCUUGUACCCAUGUGACCUCUCUACCAAGCUCAUCAGUGGGAGAGGGGGGUCCCAGGUCAGAGUGUCAUGCUGAAUGGCUCGCACUUGCCCUUCACGGCAUUCAUUUGGGUACACGUUGCCCAGUCUGGUUGGAAGCAGGUCCCCAUCAAAGGGUCAUCUCUCUGCAUGAGCCCCUCCCUGCCUUACUCAGUUUCCUGUCCCACAGCAGCUACACUUGGCUCUCUUCCUUGGCAACAGUUUGACCUGUGUGGCAGUGGCUGUGUUUUGUAUGAACAUGCUGCAUCCAUGGUAUCAAUGCAGUCAUUUGUGCUCCCUUGUCUCCUCUGUUGAUAAUAAAGAUUUCUGCUUCAAGCGGGCAGCCAGAACC
This is a messenger RNA of Chelonia mydas (Green sea turtle), 8276 nucleotides long. It is a transcript of the gene NRIP2, whose product is annotated as nuclear receptor interacting protein 2. The record is from RefSeq and is a predicted model, not a curated record. The coding region runs from base 658 to 1425 and encodes 255 amino acids. NCBI's taxonomy places the organism in Eukaryota, Metazoa, Chordata, Testudines, Cheloniidae. Gene Ontology annotation, biological process: proteolysis. Gene Ontology annotation, molecular function: aspartic-type endopeptidase activity. The transcript is spliced from 6 exons.